GGUUGGAUGAAGGCGAGUCUUAAAAGUUUCUUCAGGAUAGACCAGAUCCCUUCAGACGCAUCUGGACCACAGCAGCAGCAGGACCGAGUCAUGGAGACUUAAAUCCACCAAUAACCAGCCCAUGUACGCGACGGUGUCACCGGCACUGUUUCCCGUGGAGAGCACCCGCCGCCGGCACAAAUACACGCACGUACAGCUCCACUCCCACCACGGUGAGAGCGCACACAGCGGGUGGGGGAACCAAAAUGAACAUCCAGGUUGUGCCCGAACACAAGCUCUCGUCGGUGGCCCCGCUCAAGCAAUGCAACGUGGAGAAAAAAGAGGUCGAGCUCUUGCUGGUGAAGGACCAGAACGGCGUCCAGUACACCAGCUCGUCUAUCGUGCCGGCGCCCGGUCGACAUGCGGGGCCGCCCGGAUCCAUGUCCGAGGAGGAGCGGGAGAUGUGGGGGAAGAAAAUUGACUUUCUGCUGUCUGUCAUUGGCUUUGCGGUUGACUUGGCUAACGUCUGGAGGUUCCCUUACCUGUGCUACAAAAAUGGAGGGGGAGCCUUUUUGAUCCCUUACAUUCUUUUCUUGGUCAUCGCGGGAAUGCCAUUGUUCUACAUGGAGCUGGCUCUGGGCCAGUACAACAGAGAGGGGGCGGCCACCCUGUGGAAGAUCUGCCCCGUCUUUAAAGGUGUGGGCUACACGGUGAUCGUCAUCGCUUUGUACGUGGGCUUCUACUACAACGUCAUCAUCGCCUGGUCGCUCUACUACCUGUUCUCCUCCAUGACCGGAGAACUUCCGUGGCUCAAGUGCGACAACAGCUGGAACAGCCCCAACUGCACCGACCCCAAGGUCAUCAACGGAUCGGUCCUGGGCAACGGAACCUCGUACGCUAAGUACAAAAUCACGCCGGCGGCAGAGUACUAUGAACGUGGUGUUCUGCACCUCCAUGAAAGCAGAGGAAUCGAGGACCUCGGCCUCCCUCGCUGGGAGCUGACGUUGUGCCUGGUGGUGGUGCUCUUCAUCCUCUACUUCAGCUUGUGGAAAGGCGUCAAGUCCUCGGGGAAGGUGGUCUACAUCACGGCUACCAUGCCCUACGUGGUCCUGUUUGUGCUGCUGAUCCGAGGGAUCACCCUUCCAGGGUCUAUGGACGGCAUCCGGGCCUACCUCCACAUCGACUUCAAGAGGCUAAACAAUCUGGAGGUGUGGAUCGAUGCAGCCACCCAGAUAUUUUACUCACUAGGCGCAGGAUUUGGAGUGCUCAUCGCGUUUGCUAGCUACAACAAAUUCGACAACAACUGCUACAGGGAUGCUCUGCUGACCAGUACGGUCAACUGCGUCACCAGUUUCUUCUCAGGGUUUGCCAUCUUCUCCGUGCUCGGGUACAUGGCGUACAAACACGGUGUGAGGAUAGAAGACGUGGCGACCGAGGGAGCAGGAUUGGUGUUCAUCAUCUACCCGGAGGCCAUUUCUACCCUCCCUGGCUCAACAUUUUGGGCGAUUGUGUUUUUCAUCAUGCUGCUGACUCUUGGCAUCGACAGCUCAAUGGGCGGCAUGGAGGCAGUCCUGACAGGCUUGACGGACGACUAUAAGAUCCUCAAGAGGAACAGGAAGCUCUUCACCUUCGCUACAGCUUUCGGGACCUUCCUGCUUGCUCUGCUGUGUAUUACUAACGGUGGAAUCUAUGUGCUGACUCUGUUAGACAAGUACGCAGCUGGGACCUCCAUCUUGUUUGCGGUGUUGAUCGAGGCCAUCGGAGUGUCGUGGUUCUACGGUGUGGACCGCUUCAGCGAAGAUAUCGAGCGAAUGAUGGGAUUCAAGCCAGGACUCUACUGGAGGCUGUGCUGGAAAUUUGUCAGCCCAGCUUUUCUUCUGUUUGUGGUCAUCGCCAGCACGCUGACUUCAUCGGGCCUCAAGUAUGACGAGUACGUCUUCCCCAAUUGGGCCAACGUCAUUGGCUGGGGUGUCGCCAUGUCCUCCAUGCUGUUUGUCCCGUUCUACGCCGUGUACAAAUUCUGCAGCGUCCCGGGAACCUUCAAAGAGAAACUGGCCUAUUGUAUCACUCCCGAACAUGAACAUCACUUGGUUGCAGAAGGAAACGUACGGCAGUUUAAACUCAGGCACUGGUUGGCCAUUUGACGAACACCCUCACUCCUCGCAUCCAUCCAUCCAUCCAUCCUUGCAUCUGUCACUGUGGAGUCAACCAGGCAAGGAGGGUGGGUCUUUAGCUUUUUUUUUUCAUCGCAUUACGUUUUUUUUUUUCAGCAGUUAGCAGCUAGCACUUGAUAUCAGAGAGUGAAUAAAUCAUUAGAUGGCUGACAGAUUACAGAAAAAUACCCUAAAUGCUCCAAUUAUACCCGGGUGUGGGUAAUCUGCAAAGAGGACGAUUAAUUGGAAACAUAGAGGCUGUUAUUAAUGAUUUGGAGUCCAUGAGAAAAUGUCAAAAAAGCAUGGCAGUCUUUGACAACAUGGCAAUUUGUUAAAGCGGAUGUAUUGUGCUCAAUUUCGGCCCUUCGUAUUGAGUUGUGGACUCCUAUAGAGCAGCUACACACAAUAAGCUUUCUAGAUCUUCCAGACUCUGCGCCUCUUUCUGCAGUCUUUCCAUGGACUUCCUUUACUCCACCCCUGGCCCCUACUCUAGGUACACACUCCAUUGUGAUUGGUCACAUUCUCAAGCGCUCCUGAGGACUUCUGGAUACGUAGGUUCGUGUUUACUGAGUGACAUCAGGGAAACCGAUCAUGUGGAGCCAUCCAGAACUUCUUUCAGGGCUCACUUCCAAAUGCGCAAACCUCAUUCUAUGGCGAUUUGGAAUUAUUUAAACACGAAAAAUACAGAAAAAUACGCAAAUUCAGAAAAUUGGAUAAGGCAUAGUAGGUCCCCUUUAACAAAAAAAGCAGAAACAGAACCGAUGUAAGACAGCCUACAGCUUUUUUUUUGGACCUGCCCCUGUGGUUAUUUGCUACUAUUUGUUAUUGGCGAAUAUGGUGCAUUUAGGGUAUUUAUUUUAAUUUUGUAUUUUUUUUUUUUAACAAUGUUGACUGUUAUCUCCUGGAAGGCACUGAAUCAAACAUUCAAACCAAAAGCUACAUUUUAUGUGUAUUUUUACACGGAAAACUCACCUGUUGUUAUUUUUUUCUAGCCUUUAUGAAUGCAUGUACAUUUUCUUUUUUUUUUACAUUUCUAUUGAUUUUUUUACAGUUUUGUUGCCAGUGCCUUAUCGAGUGAGACACUCCAUAUUUUUUUUUACAGCGGUUAAAAACAAAAGAAAAAAAAACAAAAAAAAAAUUAAAUGCUUUGACUCAGGAACCCGCAACAAGAUAUUUACGGUAAAUAACCAUAGACGGCAAUCUCUCGUUUUUCCAUCUUUAAGGUCAAAACAGGCCGCAUUCUUUUUAGUGUCCCACUGAAUUAAAAAAAAAAAAACAACAACAAAAAACGAUGAGGGAAAAAUGCAUAACUCCAAAGAAAAAUACUGAAUGAUUAUAAAUGGUGUCUUUUAUGAUAAUGAUGAUUAUGGUUAUCUGUUCAGUGCCUAUGAGGACUAUAUGUGGCUCCAACGAGAGACUGUGUGAUUGUGUUGUUUUCCACAAAGCAGGGUUUCCCAGAUUAAACCCAGAACCUUACGACAACAACAACAACCGUCAUCAUUACAUUGACAUAGUCUGUGCAUUAACUAACGAUAAUUAGCACAACAUAUACCUAAUUAGUCAUUGGUUUAUUUCAUUGCACAAGGAAGAAACUACAGCCUUUGACUUGUUUUACCAUUUUUUAAAGUAAUAUAAAAACUAAAUGUAAAUGUAAAAAAAAAUGGAUGUGCGGCCUAUUUUGUGCCCUUACCUGCAGUCUGGGGAACCUUGCUGUAAUGUAAGCCUGAAUGUCUUUUUUUAUACAUACGAUAUUUGCUUUAAUGUAUGUGCAUAUUUUUUUAUUGCCAUCAAAGUGCCAUAUUAAAUAUUAAUCUGCUUUUUUCCCCCCUAAAUUAUUUUGUGUUGAAAGGAGUAAAAAGCCACAAAGGUAAAAAUAACGACAACCAAAAAAAAAACAAGGCUAUUAAAUGUGGAGUAUAUAUAAAAAGUUAUAAAAGUAUAUAUUCUUUUGUUAUAUCUAAUCUUGUAUUUAUCAAACGGUUUAUAACAGAAUGUGAAUGUAAAGUAUUUGAAAUGUUUUCCCUGUCAUAUCACGGUGUUUGAUGUGUUAGCUCAUGUUAAGAAGAAUUAAGAAGUCAAACUGUUCUUCAGCGGAAUCCCGGGUGUUCACGGCCAACGACGACACCCUGGCUUUCCUGGACUAUGUUUACAAUAAAUAGCGUGUAUAAUAAUAAUAAUAAUAUACUAUAAUGUGACUGUUUGAACGUGAGUGACAAAUAUCUAUGAAGAAGUAUUCACACUAUGAUAAUAAAGUAUUUCUUCUACACCAACA
Messenger RNA from Doryrhamphus excisus (bluestripe pipefish), 4404 nucleotides. RefSeq names its product solute carrier family 6 member 2 (gene slc6a2). Gene Ontology annotation, biological process: sodium ion transmembrane transport; amino acid transport; dopamine uptake involved in synaptic transmission. Gene Ontology annotation, cellular component: axon; plasma membrane; neuronal cell body membrane. Gene Ontology annotation, molecular function: dopamine:sodium symporter activity; norepinephrine:sodium symporter activity. Lineage: Eukaryota; Metazoa; Chordata; Actinopteri; Syngnathiformes; Syngnathidae. The record is from RefSeq and is a predicted model, not a curated record.